This is a messenger RNA of Strongylus vulgaris, 318 nucleotides long. The record is from the annotation of a GenBank genome assembly. NCBI's taxonomy places the organism in Eukaryota, Metazoa, Nematoda, Chromadorea, Rhabditida, Strongylidae.
AUGUCCACAACUUAUGCGCCAGGAGAUCCAAAAAAUCCAUGUAAUCAAUGCAGUCGUGAAAUAUAUGUCAGCCCGCAAAUGGGACAGGAAGGAUCGACGUAUAUGGAUUUCCGUUACGGAGACUGCCUGAAAGUUCUAAUUUUCUGCCAACCUUUGAAGGAUGGACUGCAUGUCGAUCUGCUUGAAAAUGGUAAAUCCGUGGAACUUACUGCCUCAACCGUCAAUCGAACCCUCACAUGCACGGAUGACUUGGAGUGGAUGGACACUCAAUCUCAGCUAAUUAUUUCCAACGUCACCUGCCUGAUGAGAGAUGGUUAA